Messenger RNA from Dicrocoelium dendriticum, 3324 nucleotides. NCBI's taxonomy places the organism in Eukaryota, Metazoa, Platyhelminthes, Trematoda, Plagiorchiida, Dicrocoeliidae. The record is from the annotation of a GenBank genome assembly.
AUGAUAUCGCGCUUUCGUUUUAUUGCUCGUCUUCGACGUUCUUUCUUUCCUUCAAACACUUACCUUGGGCUGACGUCCCCUUUUGGCUUAUCAACGCACCCAUCCAACUGGCCGGUUGUUUAUCGCAGCUCCUCCAAUGUUGCCGUUAAAACAUCUGUUUCCUCACAAUCAGUUGCGACCCACCGCAGUCAAGCAAACGUACUGCAAACGAUUGAUGCUCAUCGUGUCUCAUCCUUACUGCUGGACAGAGAAGCGCGGUCUAGGCGUUUCUCAGAAAUGUGGGAUUUUCUUAUGUCGUCUCCUGAUACGAAUAUAUUAACUGUCAAUGCCUACCUCUUUGCCAAGCUCGACUGCGGGCUGGACGUGGAUCGUGGUUCCGUGCUGAACGACUUGCAGGAAAAGGGCUUGACGCCGAACACAGUAUUUCAUUCAUUCAUCAGUGUUGCUCUAAAGGUGACAUGGAAGAAACGAGGUAAGGAAUUAAAACAAGCAAACCUAAAACCGGAUGCCUAUAUAUUCUCCCAGAUUCUUUAUGGGUACGCCAAAGCCGGACUGACGGAAGAAGUUGCUUCCGUGCAGGAGCUAAUGGGGCGCUUGUUAUUAUGGCCUUCACGAAUAGCUUAUGAAAGCCUCUUGUCUGCCUAUGCUGAACUUGGCGAUCAUUCUUCCCUGCUACGUAUAUUGAAAGAAGCAUUGGAAGUCUUACCCGAAUAUACAGGGCAUACUGUUGCUCGCACUGUCCCAGGGUCCUCACCGUUUUCAUCACGGUUUCUUGUCAAUUUGUAUGUUCAAUCGAACUGCUUUUCCACCGAUUCUUUUCCGGUUUGCACGGAGCUACUGACUCAGCUUCCAUCCCCUCCGGACGUGCUCACACGUCGUUGCGUACGUGGAGGCGUGAAACAGCUUUUGGCUCACGGACAGUUAAACGCCGCACUCGAUUUGUUCGCUUAUGGGGAGCCGAAGAACCUUGACGACCCAUACCUUAUUUCCCUCUGGAGAUACGCCGUGGCUGGUGGAUUAGGUCCCGAUGCUGUUGAAGACUUUUGGAAAUUAGCCAACGUAUCGGGUGCGCGUUUGAGCGCUCUCCGGAGACACAUUUUCCGAUCUAAACCAUCGACCGUCCUCGAUUUGCGCUUGAAGCUUAAGGACGCGUUCGCUCGGAAGGAUGUGGAUGCCGUGUUUGCUACUGUGAAAGCACAUCCCACAGACGCGAGAGACACAAUGUGCAAUUAUAUCACUCAGGAGUUGCUCCGAUUGGGUCUCUCCCCCGCCGAGAUUAUUGACCGUUUGCAAUCUCCAUCGUUGAAAAGUUGUGCCGCAUUUGGAUCUGUGUUGGCCAGCCUCUCGGCUGAUUCGACGAGGGACGAGUCGAUUUCCGCUCAUCUGGACACUGUUAGCUCUAUGAUAUCUCAGUUCGUCCAGCAAGGCCAUUUGCCUAUGAAAGGUCCCAUUUACUCACUGUAUGCUGUCUCGCGCAAGAUUCUUCAGCGCGCGUUGGUCUCUGAUUCCUCACCGGACCAGUACCUUUGUCAUGUGUUGGAUCUCCUCUCGUGUGCGUUAUCUCCCAACCAACUCGCAACUGUUGUCGAUCAAAUGUUUGCUAGUAUCUUACUGCAUCGAUUUGCCCCUUCGUCGGGUCUCAAACCGGCGCUUUCUGCCGAUGAUCUGAAGAUGGUGCAAGCCCUAGUGAAAGCGUGUCUAACCAAGGGAAUACAGUUUCCGCCCGAUUCCUGGUUGUUCCACAGUUUAGAGAGUUGCGAACUAGACAAGACUGAGCUCGAAUCCUUGAAGUUUGCAAUGGGCACCAGAUCGGAUCGCGCUGAUGACAUGUCCAAAAAAACACCUCUCUGGCGGACUGUUCAACAUGAACUUCUGUCUGGAAAUGUUAAUGGUGUGAUCGAACUUAUAAAAGAUUUCACGCGGGACUCGGAGCCGCCCUUGGAACCUGGCCAACGCACUUCGAAGAUCCAGUUUCCGGAUGUUGUUAACAUUGCUUUCGAUGCUCUUACCAAGCCGACGAAAGGUUCGCCUGCAAUCACCGCCACGGACGUUGAACAUUUGUUUUGGGCAUGUUGGGAUUCUAAAUUGUUGAAUCAAGCUGGGGUUGCCGUGGCAAGGGUUGCCUCCGCUUAUUUGCGAACGUCUGAUUUCGAGGGCAUGGCUGCUUACUUCCAGAGGGCCUCCAAACAGCUCGGAGCACUUCAGGAUUUCUUACUAGAGCCGCACUUCAUGAAGCCACUGCUUGAAGCUAAUUUCUCGGACAACUUGAUUUUGCUUCAGUCUAUGGCCAGUCAUCCGUAUCUGCCAAUUACUCAGUUUGCGAUGGCAGCGCACAAUCUGGCGAAGCUGGUGGCGCUGUUUCCCGACAAAGUAACCAAUGCAGCUAACUGGCAACAUGGAAGCGACCAAUAUUGGCCAGUUCAGGUCUUGUCCAGACGGUUUUCUGGUCUCACUCAUUUGGGAAAGCUUCGUGCUAUUCACAACGCUAUCACUGAUCUAUGUAGUUCCGGUCGCUUACAAACUGCGCACUCCCUCCGUAUGUGGGCUAGCCAAUUAGGCUUGCUCAUUUUCCCAAAGACCAAUGAACACCUCACUCUCACAACCCAGCUUCUUCUUUCAUAUGAUCGGCUGCACGUCUUGCCUCAGUCACUGUUGACCCACGGGCUAUCCCAGCACCAUCCUGUGAACUUGGACAACCGUCUCCUAGCUUCCUUCGACUCUACCCUACUUGUACCUUUAGGUGAUGAUCAGUUGCCAGAUGCGAACGCUGUAAAGGCUGUUGCCGGUUGGCUUCACGAGCAUAUCCUUCCAAACGCUAUCGACGCCGACAACCUAACUGCUCGUUAUCUCCCGACCUGGCUUGUCAUAUGUCAGCGUAUGCUUCAAAGUGGAUCCGCGUUCGUAUCCCCUAAAUCGUGGACUUUUCUAUCAUCUGAAUGGCUUAAUGGAGCUUACACAAUGACAACCAAUGCAGUUACUCAGCUCAAUGACUGGUACACUUAUGCUGCCAGUGAUUCCCAUAAAGCUGCUCUCCUCCUUUCCGCCCUAUCUAAUCCAAACUCUCAAGAGUGGGGUCUAAGUCAGUUGCGGUCUGACAGUUUUAUGAUCUACCGUUUGCUUGGUUUAUUCGAUCCAGCAUCGGUCCUAACAGUUGAUCAACAAAGUCACCUUGUAGCUGCCACUGCGGCAAUCAAUACGGGGACGAUUUCUGAACUGGCCAAAGUCUUCCGAGAUCCAGAAGUUACGGUCGAUGCGCUAGGGUUCGAUGUGAUACUUAAAUUCAAGUUGCGUACGUCAGCGGUAUUCCACCGUAGCAACUUUUAA